This is a messenger RNA of Nymphaea colorata (pocket water lily), 1603 nucleotides long. RefSeq lists its product as uncharacterized. Lineage: Eukaryota; Viridiplantae; Streptophyta; Magnoliopsida; Nymphaeales; Nymphaeaceae. Gene Ontology annotation, cellular component: BRCA1-A complex; BRISC complex. Gene Ontology annotation, biological process: double-strand break repair. The record is from RefSeq and is a predicted model, not a curated record. The transcript has 13 exons. The coding region runs from base 122 to 1282 and encodes 386 amino acids.
UGUCCUUGGACUUGGACGGACGGACUUCGAAGUCCGCGGUCUCGUUUGUCCCGCAGACACAGGCGAACGCGCAGCCAUUCCGUCGGCGUUCAUUCUCUGAGCGAGUGUCGGAAAGAACUGGAUGGCGGUGAGAGCAGAAAUAUCCGGCGGCGGUUUCGCGUCGCUUCCUCCACUUAUAGCUGCCCAGCUCAAUUACCUCCUUACCUACUCCCCUCUUCCCUUCAAGGUUCAUCAAAUAUGGUCUGGUUGUAAAUAUCCUCGCUAUUCAGAUCGGUUUACUUUACUGGUUCCAUAUUGCUUAGAUUAUGUCAAAUGGGAUAUAAUAUACAAUGCACAGUAUCCGAUGGCAGCACCUGAUGUUAUAUUUCCUUUAGAAGCGGAAGACUUUCAUCCUCUUGAGUUAGUUUCUGGACAGCAAGAGAUUGAGAAGGCAAAGAGUAGUCUACAUGACUGGAACAUCAAUGAUCCAACAAAACUUUUAUCUCUUGUCUAUGAGCUGAGGAACAUGUACAUGCGCUACCAGAAGAAGCGCAUAGGAGAGCUGGAUGAUGCAAGAAUAAAGUUUGAAAUUAGUACUAUUCUGUCUAGGGAGGGUCUUGAGAUGUCAAUAGUUUCUGGCAAUGGUAGGCCUGAUGAAGUGAAGUUUGCAGUCCCUUUACUGGAUAUAGAUUUGAACAAACUUGUGAAUGGGUGUCCUUGGAAGCAUCAACAAAAGAUACAUUUGCAGGUGAUAUUUCCAGUUAGUCAAAAGUAUGUUUCAGCUCCUUCUGCUCCACGUGUGAAAUUGGUCUCCUCACCAGAGCUGAAGGCAUUGUUGUCCGUUGAAGAUGUCAAGCUUCCAGUUUGGCUAGAUGGCAUGUGUAUGGCUGAAUAUCUUCCUGCAUUAGAAGAUAAUCUAAAGAUGCAGGUUGUGGAGGCCGUGACAUCAAUUGGUGCAAGGAGGCGCUUCAUUGAAGCUUUGGCUCCUUUAUUUGGUAGGCCAUUGGAGGCUGAUCCGGUGUUCUGCAGGAGAGCCACAGUUCUUUCGGUUUCUGGUUCUUUUACCUUUCUGGUCUAUUUUUACCUUGCAUGCCAGUUCCCUAAGCAGCAACCUGUGUUAGUCUUGCAAAGUUGUCAGCAUUUUGACUCACAAGGUGCUCCGGUGACCUCGCCUCAUUUGACUGACUAUCCCUGGAGUCCCAGAUGGGAUCCGUCGCAGAUGGUUGAGCGUAUAUUUGAAUUCAUGACGGAAGAAUGCCUCAACUUUAAAACAUACUGCAACGAUUCACUUCAACAGCAAUAGGUAUGAACCUUGAAAAUGUAAAGCUGGAGUUGUCCUCAGGUUGCUGCUUUCUCAAGUGUGUACUUCACUAAGUGUUGUGUAUAUUUUGUCGAACAUUCACCGAUCAAUCUUCUGCUGCUGUAGCUUUUUCAGAUGCAGCUGGAUCUGGGUUAGGGGUUUGAUUAGAAAAUUGUUUGUUGAACCGCAUCUGCUAUCUGUGUUCCCUUUUUUAUACUGGCACUUCGGUUUCCCGUUCUAGCUGAUAUUCAAUCAAUGUCUUGAUAUCAUCCAUGAACGACUGGCUCAGCCACCUUGGCAAACCUAAAGGCUUUUACUCUUUUA